GCCUGCUGGCGGCUCAGUUCCUGCUCGCGUAUCGACGAGCGAGGACGAAGGUGGUUGGACUUGUGAAGGUGGUGUGUAUGCGCGCGCGCGAGACAGAGCCGCUAGUUGGUGGUGAUAUGUGAUCGGCGAGAAAGCCGGAGCGAAAAGGCGGCCGGAGUGCGAGCAGCCGAAAAUGCAGCCGAACGCGAUCGCGUUGGCGCGUUGCCUGCUGCUUCUGCUGCUGAUGGUGGCCGCAGCGAGCGCGAGGAUCCACAAGCUGGACAUACGGAAAGAUAACCGACCGUACAUCGCCCUCACUACGUUCGGCUUCUACAAGGGCGGCAUUCUCAUCGUAAAUCUCACGAACUUCCAGUUCCAGUCGGUAGACCCCGAUAAGAAGCUAACGUCGGAAACGACGGACAAGGCUGUGUUCGGAUUCAGCCUCGACCGAACGCUCAUCGACGCGAUCAAUCCGUACAUCUACAAUCAUCUGGAGAGAUGUUUGCUGCAAAACGCCACGACCCCGAGGACGGAGCCGAGGGACGACAGCUCGAUCAUAUAUUUUACGAUGGAUUUGAAGAAUUUGGUGAUGCACGUGAACUGCAGUCGCAACGUGCGUACUACGCACAUUUACAAAGAUUCCAGCAGAAUACUGAUAUUCCGUACGAAGAGGGACUCGUUACCGGCGCGACUCAGCGACACCGCGCUCUUCCCGCGAAGGAAGCGCAACACGUCGCACGAGCUCGCGAAGCCCAUCAGUGGCGAUGAUGCGAACGGCGGCGGGUCGAAGAGCAACACGUGCUGCCGCCUGAAACUGCCGAUGAUGGUCAACAACCACGCGAACGGCAGGAAGUCGUACAACACGAGCUUCGUCAUGUACGUGGCUAACGAGGAGGAGGAGGGCCUGUACAAUCUUUACUUUCACAAUUGCCUGAAUUACAAUUACGAGGCUCCGCUGUCGGUGGACUUCACGAUGCAAAUAGCGGAGAUUAAUAACGACAACUUCCUCAGCGCGGGCGAGAUGCCCCUGCCGGCGUUGUACUUCACGAUGGCGCUCCUCUUCUUCCUGUCGGGCUGCUUUUGGGUGUUUAUUCUGGCCAAGAGCAAGCGCUCGGUGUUCAGGAUCCACUAUUUAAUGGCGGUCUUGGUGUACCUGAAGUCCCUGUCGUUGUUGUUCCACGGUAUAAACUACCACUUCAUCCAGACCAAGGGCGAGCACGUUGAAGCAUGGGCGAUUUUAUACUACAUCUCUCAUUUACUGAAAGGCGCCGUUCUCUUCAUCACCAUGGUGCUCGUUGGCACCGGAUGGACCUUUAUAAAACAUAUUCUCUCGGACAAGGAGAAGAAGUUCUUCAUGCUCGUCAUACCGUUGCAAGUAUUGGCGAACGUGGCCGAGAUAAUAAUCGAAGAGAGCGAAGUGGGCAAUCUCGAGCACCAGACUUGGCGGGACAUUUUCAUACUCGUCGAUCUGCUUUGUUGCGGCGCGAUUAUAUUCCCGGUGGUGUGGAGCAUCAAGCACCUGGAGGAGGCCGCCCGCACGAGCGACAAGGCGGCCAUUACUUUGCGCAAGCUCAAGCUGUUCAAGCAUUUCUACAUUAUGAUAGUUUGCUACAUAUAUUUCACCAGAAUUAUCAUGUACCUACUGAAGAUCACCGUGAGGUUUGAGUAUCAGUGGCUGGACGAAACGUUCCGCGAGAUGGCGACCUACGUGUUCUUCGUUCUGACAGGAUACAAGUUCCGACCAGCCUCUACGAAUCCAUAUUUUACAGUGCCGAGCGAUGAAGUGCGGCUGGACGACGACGACGACGACGACAGGAUGGACGUCGUCGUUUCCGGUAACGGACUCACCAAGGACUUCAGUAAAGUGAGCAAAGUGCCGAGGGCGGUGAGACCUUUAAGCGGGAAAGUGCCGUCCACAGCGGAGGAGCGGCACAUCAUUCUCUAUCAGAAGACGGAUUCCUCCUAAUCGCGCUUGCGACGGGCCCGAUCACACACGUACACGCGUGGUCGACCUGAGAUACUCGUCACACGACGAAUGCGCGCCCGGGUCUUCUUACGGAUGUUCGAAGCUACACUGCGGAUUGAAGCGGGCAAACGACCGCCGAAACGAGCGCAGAAAACCUUGAUAAUCGCGCGUCUCGAAACACCGAGUUUUCGCGGAAAGGGCAAGCAGAAACGGCCAGCCCGGUUUGCAAACGCGUGCGUACGCAACCGACAAUCGAGGCUGGGCUAAACAUUUAUAUUUAUAUCCGUGUUUAACAGGACAGAAACCAUUCUCUAUUGUUCGGCGACGACGAGGAUGAUGACGAGGAUCGACCUCGCAUCAUCGAAUCGUCGCGCAUCUUUUCUUUUCGAUUUCGAAUAUCUCUCUCUUUUUCGAACCUCUUCCGUUUCCGCGCGAGCCAUCGUCCACCGUUCAAUCCGACGUUAGCGCGACGUUCUUUUUAGUGAGACAUUUAUAUCCGAUAGAGCGAACUUAGAGUUUAUCUAGCGUACUUAGCGCUCCACGAUGUCACGAUUCCAAUGUGAGCGAGCGCGUCGAUUUUCGACGUGCCCUUUCGUAGUCGGUUUUUCCGUAGGCAUUUAGAGAAACAUUUCCAUUGCGUUUUCUUCUCCCAUGACACGCGCUCACUCAGUCUCCUCGAAUGUACGCGAAUCUCAUUUUGUUGAACAACUCAUUCGAGGUAUAUUCUUCUUUUCUCCUUUUGUCUACUUUCUUUUAUUUUGUAUCGCAUCUCGUAAUCUUACUCGUAGGGGAAGCGUAGGGGAAGCGGCUGGCUGUACCGGACCAAGCGGUGCAAGGUGAACUUUAUCUAACGAUAUGUGUCCUCUUUCACUAUCGCGCGCGAUACCGCGCGAUAUUAUUUCGUGCUAAGGUCAACAUUACCAUUAUUAUUACUAUUGUACACACGUUGUCGUCACUGUUAUACCUGUUAUUAUCAUUAACUAUAUGCGUGCGUAUAUACACCGAAUGGGACGCGAAGAGGGAGCCAAGUUGAAUGAAUAAAGCGGAUAUUUUUAUGAAAA
Molecule: messenger RNA, 3006 nt
Organism: Harpegnathos saltator (Jerdon's jumping ant)
Lineage: Eukaryota; Metazoa; Arthropoda; Insecta; Hymenoptera; Formicidae
Product: protein GPR107
Exons: 10
Coding region: 173-1945 (590 amino acids)
Biological process (GO): transport
Cellular component (GO): Golgi apparatus; membrane
Source: RefSeq, a predicted model, not a curated record